UUACGUAACCCACAUAUAUGUACAUAAGUAAAUUGUUGAUUAAAUCAAUGAUAUCUCGUUACUGCUAUUAAAUUAAAUCGAAACCUUCGAGAGCUACGAAAAUGUCUCAGUCUAAGAGGAAAACUAUCAGAGAAGCACAACAGGAACUUGCUUUGAGUCUUGGUUUUCGCGACCAAAUCAUUUGGGAUUUCUAUUCAGCCAACCAAAGUAACGUUUUAGAGAAAAAAAUCGAAGCACUUCUGCCAGAUCAAUCAAAAGGCCAGCAGUUAGUUAUAAGAAUGCGUGAUAAUCUAUUUAAAAACGUUUGGAAACAAAGAAAAUAUCAUUACGGUUCUUUAUUUGCUUCCAUACUCUAUGUGGCUGUUACAAACGACGAAGAACCAGAGAAAGCAACAGAGUUUUCCAUUCAUCCCGUAUUUCGAAUACGAAAAUGUGUUGCGGAAGGUGAUAGUACAGGUUGUUGUAUGAUUUACGUUGAUGAAAUUGGACGUGUUUAUCAAAACUGGGCAUCUUAUAUUAAUGAGAAUGUUUUACCACCGGGAAUCAUGGUGGCACCAAAACGUGGUGUAUAUAACUUUGCAAAUGGUCAGGUUAUAUUAACAAGUUAUACCACUCCAAAUGGGAGACCAGAAGCCAAAUCUUUGCGAAAAACUCAAAAUCGUCUAUCUGCUGUGGGUUUUGGAGCUGCGUGUGUUCCGCUAGCAGCUGCAGUUUUUCCAAUAGCCGCACCAGUCGUCGCUUUAUCCACUGUUGUCGGCCUUGUGACGGGAACAAUGUCAGCCGUUUUUUCUGCUAAAAAUUUAAUCGAUCGAAAUGAUCACCAACAAUCUAUAGACAUAACAGAUCGGGACGCUCGUGGUAGCUGGCUUGGUGUUGCGUCCGGAGUAGUUGGGCCAACAUCAUUGGGAGCUACAAAAUAUAUGACAAGAAUGGCAACAGCUGGCAAAGCCACAACUGGCAUGGAAUUUUUCGUUAAUAGUAUGAAUGUUACGUCAAUUGUAUUGUCAGGAAGUGGUCUGGGAGUAGGAAUAUUGGAUUUAAUUUUGAAAAGCGACGAUGGUGAUGAUAUCUCAACGUUGGAUGUCGUGCAAUUGGCAGGCUCUUUGGUGCUGUUUACACAUUCUGUUUAUAAUUUUCAGAUGGCUUCUAGCAUCGUGGACAACGCUCGUAACAGUCAUAUUAAAAAGUACAGUGACGCACUUAGCAAUCGUCAAAGGAAAAUGUUUAACAAACUUUCUAAGGAAACCGCUCGAAUACGUGGUAGUACUGAAGGAAAAAUUGAUAUUAUACGCAAUAUUAAUGACAUUCCCGACCGGCAGUAUCUUAAUGACCUGUUUAAAAUUAACAAGCAAUUAAAUCAAAAUAAGGUACGGCCAGCAUUUGCAGCGAAAGGCCAAGGUGUUGUAUUGAAUAAUGACGUUAAGAUAGAUACCCAUGUUCUACGACAAAGUGUUCAACAUCAAAAUGGGCCUAAUGUGCUUAAGUCUGUAGUAAAACCAAUCCCAGAAACUAUAUCAGCAACAGCCAAAGUUAGUCUCACUGCACCUAACCCAAUGCCGACCCCAAAUCCGAACUCCGAUACCUUGCUUCUAUUAGUGAAUGGUGCAAGAAUUUGCCUUAAACUCGGGAGUCAGUUUCACAAAAAUAUCUACGAUGUGAAAGAAUGGAAUGAAUUAAAAGGCUUUAUUGAGAUGAAGUUUACCGAGAACGUUAUACGUUUUCUAAUGAAUUUGACAAAAACAUAUAUUGAAAGAUUACCUGAUUGUGAAAUGGUUUCCCAAAAAUGUACCAGUACAGAAUCUAUUCUUUUUCGUGUACUAAAAUAUUGUCACAACAAAUUAGGAGAAGAUAAAGAUUUUCAGUAUUUUCUGCCUAAAUCGAAAGAAAUUUUAAGCCAUCUCGACGGGUUAAUCAAAUGGAGCAAAAAAAUUCAAUCCACCAAAUUUGAACCUAUUAGAAAAAAAUCAUUGCCGCCCUCUAAGCCAGAUAAGAAUUCUCCUGAUUCCACUAUAACUAAAAAAGCUCACUCAACCGAAAUUGAACCGGAUUUGCCUUCUCUACAUAAUCCAAAUGAAGAAUUUCCCGAUUUCUUCAUAGUUGCCGAAAAUGGUGCAUAUAUUUUCUUUAAAGAGUUCGGGGUCAAAUUUUUAAUUAACAUUCUCGAUCGAAAUGCAUUAUAUCGUAUAACAGAAUUUCUCUGUUUGAACUUUUCCGAGAAAACUGUUCGCUUUCUGUUUAAUACGACCAGAAGAUUCGUUGACCAUUGUCAGAAUUUGAAUUUCGAAGUAAGAGUAGCUGUCACUACAGAAUCGAUUCUUUUUCGGAUAUUUAAAUACUGGUAUACGAACUUUAAUGAUGAUAUUGAGCACGAUCCAAGUAAAAUUGAUGAAAUUAUAACAAACGUUCGCAGGUAUAUCACGAAUAAAAAGAAUUUUCAAAAUAUUAAUGACAUACCUGACAAAGAAAAUCUGAAAGAACUACUUAAGUCCAAAAAGCAGUCAAAACCAAACAUUAAUACAAAUACAGAAAGGCCGUCGUUGCGAAGAAAUGACAUAUUGUUGAAUAACGACUUGAACGUAGGUUCAGGUGGAACUGAGCGUCAAAAUGGCUCCAAUUCAUUACAAUCUAUAAUACAAUCCACACCGGACAAUGCAUCGAAAAUCGAGGAUCACAAUGCUGACUCCGAAAACACAAGUUCUUUUACUAUUCAAGAAAAUGGUGCAAUGAUUUCCCUCAGCGAAUUUGGACAACACUUUAAUCAGCACAUUGUCGAUUCACCUAAAUUGACUGAAUUAAUAGAAUAUCUUUGUUCAAAUUUAUCUGAGGAAACUGUCCGUUUUCUACUAAGGUUGACUAACUCUUUUAUUGAAAAGUACGGUGGACGGAUAGAAAGUAUACUUGAAAUGAUUUUGACAACGGAAUCGGUAUUAUUCCAUAUAUUUAAAUAUUGCCAUAAGCAAUAUAGGGAGAACUUAAAUUUUGAAUAUCUUCGACUUAAACGUGAAGAAAUUGCGACAAAGACGUAUUUCACUCUUCUGCCAACGAAUCGAACCGACAGGGGGAAUAAAAUAAAAUGUCAAAAUUGUAAAGGUUUUUAUAGCAUAAGUCAAUUAUAAUUUUUUUAUGUAAAGUUACAUUUCUUAUUCAAAAGUUUUGUAUGUCGUUGUAUCAAGUGCCUUAAAUUGAUAUUGUGUCGUGGAAUGUGUAUUCACAUUGUUAUUUUUUUAUAUAUAUCUCUCAACUUAUGUUUCUUAUAAACUUUAAUAAAAAUUUAAACAAGAAGUCACGUCUUGGACACCGUAAAGUAUAUAUUAAUGAUUGUGGGCCCGUGAAAUCACUUAGUUUGUUUAACAGCGGCGCUGAACGUUUUGAUGUCUCUCAUAACAAUUUAAAGUAAAUUAGAUCAAAAUGCUUUGUAGGGAUUGCUUCAGAUUAUACUUGACAGUUUUUUGCCCAUUAUUGGCGUGUGAGCUGUUUCCAUUUUUAAGUAUAGAAUGCGGUCAUCAGUUAAAAAUAUUCAUUCCGAGCGUGGGGCUUUCUACUUUAAUUUCUGUGACUAAAAACUUUUCUACACUAGACAGACGAUCGCGCUCCUUACGGUUUUUAAUUGCUUCAGUCACACGUAUUUCUAUUCUUCUGUUAUAGAAAUAAGGAAGGACAAAUAAAAUAUUUUUUUAUGUAAAUAACUUUAUUUUUGAUAUUUUUAUACCCAUCACCGAAAGAUUCAAAGGUU
Glossina fuscipes is the source of this 3733-nucleotide messenger RNA. RefSeq lists its product as uncharacterized. The transcript is spliced from 7 exons. The coding region runs from base 102 to 3116 and encodes 1004 amino acids. Lineage: Eukaryota; Metazoa; Arthropoda; Insecta; Diptera; Glossinidae. The record is from RefSeq and is a predicted model, not a curated record.